GUUUAGGUGUGUGUUGUACUACGCUAUUGCAACACGUCCAUUAUGGUUUCGGUUUUCAUAUAAAUACCCGACCACGGUGGUGAACAUUUAUCAGUUCAUAUCGAUCGUUUUGCUCGUUCUGAACAGCGCUUUUCCUGAUAUCAACAAUCACUCGCUGAACGCUUAUGAUGGUGAACAUUGUAUUACAAGUCGCCGUGCUGGUGUUUACCACCCUUGUAGCUAUAACUUUUGCGGAACACGACGCCACAUCUUACGCUUUUUACCAUCCGAAAUUCGAACACACUCAUCACGAUGGACACGAUCAUUACGCACCGCCACACUACACGUACAAGUACGGCGUGAAAGACCCGCACACCGGCGACCACAAGCACCAGUCCGAGCACCGGGACGGCGACGUGGUGCACGGCGAGUACAGCCUGGUCGAGCCCGACGGUCGGGUCAGGAAGGUGACGUACACGGCGGACAAGCACAACGGCUUCAACGCGCACGUGCACCACGUGCACCACGCUCACCACCCGCAACAUUACGGGCACCACGGAGACGAAUGAAGAAACUGUAAUGCCGACGGCAACAGCAGCACAUUCGCGGUUACGUCAUGUCGUACCGCGGUAGCACCGCAAAACUGGUGCCAGUUCCGUCUCGUAAUAUGUUUCUCCCGUUUUUGUUUGCUACUUUUAUGCACCCUGUUUGUAUGCUGUCUUGUUAAAUUCCAAUUGAAAAAUCAAUAAAACAAAAUCCAUGCCUUUGUCUUCGAA
Molecule: messenger RNA, 755 nt
Organism: Sipha flava (yellow sugarcane aphid)
Lineage: Eukaryota; Metazoa; Arthropoda; Insecta; Hemiptera; Aphididae
Product: cuticle protein 19-like
Exons: 3
Coding region: 165-548 (127 amino acids)
Cellular component (GO): extracellular matrix
Source: RefSeq, a predicted model, not a curated record